This is a messenger RNA of Rosa chinensis, 609 nucleotides long. Its product is annotated as NDR1/HIN1-like protein 10. Gene Ontology annotation, biological process: defense response to other organism. Bases 1 to 609 code for a protein of 202 amino acids. The record is from RefSeq and is a predicted model, not a curated record. The transcript has a single exon. Lineage: Eukaryota; Viridiplantae; Streptophyta; Magnoliopsida; Rosales; Rosaceae.
AUGACUGGAAGGCGUGCCUGCAUCGACUGCAGCUUCUGCCUAUUCUGCAACACCAUCCUCUGCUUCACCCUAGUCUUCUCCAUAGUGUGGUUCAUCUUCCUUCCCCAAGAGCCCAAAUUCAGCAUCACUAAUGCCUCUCUAACCAAUUUCGACUUCAUCGGGACCACCAGAACUCUCCACUACAACCUUGAGCUCAACAUUACCAUCAGAAAUCCCAAGAAGGUUGACAUAUACUACAAUAGCAUCCAAGUCAUCGCUAAAUAUAAAAAAAAGGAGUUUGCCAUGCUGACUGUAGAUUCCACACCAUUUUACCAAGGCCACAAGAACACAACCAUUUUGGAUCAUGUGGUACUUGAAGGGCAGCAAUCAGUGGAGUUUGGGGAGCCAGAGGUUUCCAAAUUUAAGGCAGAGACUGCUGCUGGGUUUUACAGUAUCGAUGUGCAACUUGUUCUUCAAGUAAAGCUCGGGUAUGACAUGUUCAAGACAAGGUAUUACCAGCAGUCAGGCGGCAAGAUCGAUUGCAAGCUGAAGGUUCCUUUGAGACAUGCUAGACGUUUCAAAACUACAAAGUGUGGAAAUGUAUACAUUAUUUCAGAUCCUGUUUUCUGA